AUGCCAUUCCCACCUGGCUUCCGACUAUUCCGCACUACAAUGUCAGGCGAAAAGAUCCUCGAAGGCUGCUUUGCCAUUCACAAGCCCCAAGGCGUUACCUCCGCCGAUGUACUCCGUACCUGUCAAAAGCACUUCAAUCCCUCCAAAACAUUUGCCCCAUGGCUCGAAGACGAGCGCGCCAGACGCAAUCGCGAAAACUCAUUCCAGAAAAAGCGCCGCCGCGACAAGCGCCUUGAAGUGAAGAUCGGACACGGCGGUACCCUCGAUCCCCUUGCGACAGGUAUUCUGAUCGCAGGUGUGGGCAAAGGAACGAAAUGUCUCCCUGAGUUCCUGGGAUGCACAAAGUCAUACGAGACCAUUGUGCUAUUCGGCGCUGAGACCGAUACGUAUGAUCGACUUGGUAAAAUUGUUCGACGAGCUCCGUACGAACAUGUCACACGGGAGAAGGUGGAAGAUGCGCUGAAGCAGUUCCGUGGCAAGAUUAUGCAGCGACCGCCUAUUUUCUCUGCGUUGCGAAUUGAUGGCAAGAGACUUUAUGAGUAUGCGCGCGAGGGAAUCAUGCCUCCUGUUGAGAUUAAGUCUAGACCUGUUGAGGCUGUGGAACUGGAGAUUGUGGAGUGGUUUGAGCCUGGAACACAUGAGUACAAGUUCCCUGAGAAAGAGAUGCAGGGCGAUGAGAAGGUUAUUGCAGAGAAGUUGCUUGACAAGGGGGAUGCUGCUCCUCUGGAGACUGAGGAUGCGGCAGCUUCCUCUAAGCGCAAGUCACCUCCUGCGGAUUCUCCCCAGGGUGAGGAUCAGGAUGCUGCGAAGAAGCAGAAGGUUGGAGAGAGUGGAGAGGCUCAGCCUGUUGCUGCGUCUGAGUUGGAGCCUAAGCCUAAGCCUGAGUCUGAGUCUGCUGCUCCUGAACCAGCUUCUGAAGAUGCUCCUGUUUUCAAAGAGGAACAGCCUGUCCCUCAGCCACCUGCAGUCAAAAUCAAGAUGACUGUCACAUCUGGCUUCUAUGUUCGCUCUUUAGCCCAUGAUCUGGGCAAGGCGGUUGGCAGUUGUGCACUCAUGAGCGAGCUUGUUCGGAGCCGCCAGGGAGAGUUUACUUUGGAGCCUGAGAAUGUUCUGGAGUACAAGGACUUGGAAGCAGGUGAAGAGGUCUGGGGACCGAAGGUAUCUCAGUUCCUGUCUGAGUGGGAGGCAAAGAGGGCUGCUAAGGGUGAGGCCGAGGCUGAAGCUGCUGAGAAAUAG
This is a messenger RNA of Penicillium malachiteum, 1236 nucleotides long. Its product is annotated as pseudouridine synthase PUS4. Gene Ontology annotation, molecular function: RNA binding; pseudouridine synthase activity. The transcript is spliced from 2 exons. The record is from RefSeq and is a predicted model, not a curated record. Gene Ontology annotation, cellular component: mitochondrion. NCBI's taxonomy places the organism in Eukaryota, Fungi, Ascomycota, Eurotiomycetes, Eurotiales, Aspergillaceae. The coding region runs from base 1 to 1236 and encodes 411 amino acids. Gene Ontology annotation, biological process: mRNA pseudouridine synthesis; tRNA modification.